Letharia columbiana is the source of this 867-nucleotide messenger RNA. RefSeq lists its product as uncharacterized. Bases 1 to 867 code for a protein of 288 amino acids. Lineage: Eukaryota; Fungi; Ascomycota; Lecanoromycetes; Lecanorales; Parmeliaceae. The transcript has 3 exons. The record is from RefSeq and is a predicted model, not a curated record.
AUGCCCAACCCUCUUCCCGCCCCUCUGACAUUCUACCCCGCCUAUUGCUUCUCCCUCUCACCAACCCACAACACCUGGGCCAGGCUGACCGCCGCCGAUGUCCACGCCCUCCGCGAGCGGACGGGCUUCGAAGGCCAAAAUCUCUUCUUCCACCUCAACCACCCCAUCAAAUGGAUCCGCCUCGUCGGCGUCAUCGUCGCCGUAGACCUCUAUCCUACGCGCUGGAUCGCGCUGCUUGACGAUAGCAGUGGUGCUACGAUUGAAAUAACUUGCGGAAGACCUGCACCGACACCGACGGCACCAAAUGCGAAUUCUACGUCGCUAGCGGAGGGCUCGGCGGGCCUGGGCAGGCUUGAUGCUUUUGAUAAGGGUGUCACGGCUACCGGUCGCGAUGUCGAUCUGAGCGGGGUGGAUAUUGGGACUGUGGUCAAAGUGAAAGGGGGCAUGGGGUCGUUCAGGGAGGUGAGGCAGAUGCUGCUUGAGCGGAUAUCCAUCAUCCGGACUACAAACGAAGAAGCCGCUGCCUGGGCCGAAAAUACCGCUUUCCGAAAGGAGAUACUCAGUCAACCGUGGGUAGUCAGUGAGGAGGAGGAGAAGCGAGCAAGGAGGAAGGCGGAGGGUUUAGACCGUGAGAAGCAGGCGAGAGAGGAGCGGAAGAAGAGGAAGCUGAGGGAGGAGGAUGAUGGGAAACGCGCUGUCGCCGAGAAAGAGAAGCGGAGAGCUGAGAGGAAGAGGAGGGAAGAAGGCCAAGGACGGAGAGAGGGCGAGGCCGGACCGUUGGGGCGACAGGCAGAUGGUGAGCAUAGGAAACGUCGGCGAGAUGUUGAAAAAGCGAGGAGACCAAAGUCUGAGGUUUCUGGAGCAUGA